UCUAAUUAUUACAAAUUCCAAAGAAGCGUUUUACUAUUUAGUUAUUUUCUAAUUAAUUUAUUCAAAUGAUUUAUCAUAUAAAUCUUCCGAUUGUUGAGUUUAGUUGUAAACCCAUGAUGUUUCCCGUCAUAGCUGGCGGUCAAGUUUGAAAAAGCUAAGAACUUUUGGAUUCCUCUAUGAAGACCAUGCUUUCUCACCAGAAAUGGAACUUCUCAUGGUCUCAGAUUGCCAUUGUUGCAUCUGUCAUUGUUCUCGUUUCUUUGGUUCAUCUGUUUCUCGGUCCUGUGCUGCCUUCUUUUGAUACUGUUAGUGUAAGGCAAGCUCAGAAUCUUUCUGGACCAAGUAAUGAAUCAAUCACUCAAGUGACUGAAGACUCAACAAGUGAAUCAGUUCUUGCUGCCUUUGACCGCCGGUUUCCUGCUGACUCACACGGUGCAGUUGUUUAUCGAAAUGCCUCGUGGAAAGCUGAGAUCGGACAAUGGCUUUCUAGUUGUGAUGCAGUUGCCAAAGAAGUUGACAUCAUUGAACCAAUUGGUGGGAGAAAAUGUUUGAGUGAUUGUAGUGGUCAAGGUGUUUGUAACCAUGAAUUUGGAAUUUGCCGUUGCUUUCAUGGAUUUACUGGCCAAGAUUGUUCGCAAAAGCAGCGCUUAGAAUGCAACUACGAGAAAACACCUGAGAUGCCAUAUGGUCCCUGGGUUGUUUCGAUCUGUUCUACACAUUGUGAUACCACAAGAGCAAUGUGUUUUUGUGGAGAAGGCACAAAAUAUCCAAAUCGUCCUGUGCCAGAGUCAUGUGGAUUUCAAAGCAAUUCGCCGGCGAAUCCUGAUGAACCUAAAAUGACAGAUUGGUCAAAACCAGACUUAGAUAUUCUAACAACAAACAGUAGCAAACAAGGAUGGUGCAAUGUGGAUCCAGAAGAUGCAUACGCUUUAAAGGUGCAAAUCAAAGAGGAAUGUGACUGCAAAUAUGAUUGUCUUUGGGGACGAUUCUGUGAAAUUCCUGUACAAUGCACUUGUGUUAAUCAGUGCUCUGGACAUGGCAAAUGCCGAGGAGGUUUCUGCCAGUGUGAUAAAGGCUGGUUUGGAACAGAUUGUAGUAUUCCAUCCACUCUCUCGACAGUUGGAGAGUGGCCACAAUGGCUUCGACCAGCACAUCUUGAAGUUCCAAGUGAUAAAGAAGUCCCUGGAAAUAUUAUUAAUCUAAGUGCUGUGGUGAAGAAAAAGAGGCCUCUUAUAUACAUCUAUGAUCUACCUCCAGACUUCAACAGUUUACUUCUUGAGGGCCGGCAUUUUAAACUUGAGUGUGUUAAUAGGAUAUAUGAUGAGAGGAAUGCAACAGUAUGGACAGAUUAUCUAUAUGGUUCCCAGAUGGCAUUCUACGAGAACAUUUUGGCCACCGGUCAUCGUACACUGAAUGGCGAAGAGGCGGAUUUCUUCUUUGUUCCUGUUCUUGAUUCGUGCAUUAUUACUCGUGCUGAUGAUGCACCUCACUUUAACAUGAAGAAUCAUAGUCGAUUAAGAAGUUCGUUUACCUUAGAGUUCUACAAAAGGGCUUAUGAACACAUCGUUGAGAAAUAUCCAUACUGGAACCGCACAUCUGGGAGAGACCACAUCUGGUUUUUCUCAUGGGAUGAAGGUGCUUGCUAUGCUCCUAAAGAGAUAUGGAAUAGCAUGAUGCUAGUUCAUUGGGGUAACACGAACUCUAAGCAUAACCAUUCAACAACAGCUUAUCGAGAUGAUAACUGGGAUAGUAUAUCUGAUGAGAGAAGAGGAGAUCAUCCUUGCUUUGACCCCCGCAAAGAUCUCGUGAUUCCAGCCUGGAAACUUCCUGACCCUUACUCAGUGCGUGCAAAUUACUGGGCAAGGCCACGGGAGAAGCGGAAAACAUUGUUUUACUUCAAUGGGAAUCUAGGACCUGCUUAUGCUGAGGGAAGGCCUGAAGAUUCGUAUAGCAUGGGAAUCAGGCAGAAGCUAGCAGAAGAGUUUGGUUCGAGCCCUAACAGAGAAGGUAAGCUUGGGAAACAGCAUACAGAAGAUGUGAUUGUAACUCCAUUGCGUUCUGACAACUACCACAAAGACAUAUCCAACUCAAUCUUUUGUGGUGCGUUCCCUGGAGAUGGUUGGAGUGGACGCAUGGAAGAUAGUAUCUUACAAGGAUGCGUCCCAGUCAUCAUUCAGGAUGGAAUCUACUUGCCUUAUGAGAACAUGCUCAAUUACGAAAGCUUUGCGGUUCGUGUCAGCGAAGAUGACAUUCCAAAUCUCAUAAACACUCUGCGAGGAUUCAGUGAGACAGAGAUACAAUUCAGACUGGCCAAUGUAAAGAAGCUCUGGCAAAGAUUUUUGUUCCGAGACUCGAUUUUGCUUGAAGCAGAGAGACAAAAAGCUAGUUAUGGACAUGAAGAAGACUGGGCUGUUCAAUUCUCUAAACUGAAGCAUGACGAUAUCUUUGCUACUUUCAUACAAACUCUGCAUUUCAAGCUACACAACGAUCCAUGGAGACGAGAGCAAGUCAUAAACCGGACUAAAGAAUACGGAUUGCCUCAAGAAUGUCUCCAUAGAACCAGCUGAACAAAAUCUCUAAAAAAAAAGUUAAACUUUGGAAGUAAAUACCUCAGAAGCAUAUACAUAUAUAUACUUGGCUGAAUCAUUCAAGAUUCAUUGCCAAAUCGAUUCUUUUUGAAAAAUGUAUAAUCUCAGGUUUUGAAUUAGGUACACCAUCAGUCAUAUUAUUUUAAGCAAAACGUUGGUUGCUAAACUCAAACCAUCUUCUAUAAAAUUACUUUUAAGUAAACAA
Messenger RNA from Capsella rubella, 2793 nucleotides. RefSeq lists its product as uncharacterized. The transcript has 14 exons. Lineage: Eukaryota; Viridiplantae; Streptophyta; Magnoliopsida; Brassicales; Brassicaceae. The record is from RefSeq and is a predicted model, not a curated record. Gene Ontology annotation, molecular function: glycosyltransferase activity. Bases 177 to 2567 code for a protein of 796 amino acids.